AUGAUUGAAGACUGCGGUGGGAGUGGUGACAACAUGGCAGAUAGAAGGCAACUGUUUGUGGAGAUGAGUAAGUGCUCAGGGCCACAGCUCAAUGUGAUGUAUACCUGACUGUUUCACAUGCUGAAAAUAAAAAUGUCAAAUUCCUCUCUGUAACAGGUAAAAGUAAUGUCAUGAAGCUCAAGUCUGCUAUGUUUUUUACAGUAUUAUUUCUUAAUGAGCAGUCCUACACCUGCUUUGAGUAAAUGGAUAGAGUGAAUUUUAUCUGUAGAUCAAAACUAUUAAUUUAACUUAUCUAUUGUCAGUAUAAAUAAUGCCCUGAUGUGUUUUAAUGCUGUUAGUGUAUUGCUGUAUUUUUCUUAAAUGUCUUUUCAUGAAAUAAAGUUGUUUAAACUGAAUUGUUUAAGGCUAACACACGCUCUGCUUUCAAAGUGACAUAAUAUCUUGAAACUAGUAUUGACAUUUAUGAUGUUAUCUAAUAACCAGGGGCUCAAGAUUUGGACUCCAUACGGUUAUCGACAUACAGAACAGCCUGCAAACUCAGAUUUGUUCAGAAGAAAUGCAAUUGUGAGUAUGAUGUAAGAUUAACUGCAUUACUGUGUCUAAAAUCUUCCAAACAAGAUGUAUAGAGUCCCUCUCCCUGCUUUCACUCUAGUGCAUCUCGUGGACAUCUGGAAUGUCAUCGAGGCUUUCCGAGAAAAUGGCAUCAACACCAUGGACCUCAACGCUGAGCUUUCCGUGGCUCGUCUCGAAGUGGUACUGUCCACCAUUUUUUACCAGCUCAACAAGCGAAUGCCCACCACCCACCAGAUCAACGUGGAUCACUCCAUCAACCUGCUGCUCAACUUCCUGCUGGCAUCGUAUGACCCGUGAGUAACACAUCACACCACAGUCAGCGGCUGGUUGUGUACUUUCACACCUGAGGGUUUUGACGUGAGCCUGUGUUGUGUGAAAUGUGACUCUGAGGUGUCUGCUACGGCGGAGUGUUAAUACAAACUGUUUACCUUCAUAUUAUCACAGCAUGUUUUUGUAUGAGUAUAAUUAAGAAGCCAAGUUAAACAUAUUUAAGAUGAUGACUGCCAUGUUUCUUGACGGCUUCUUUUAAAGAUUCUGUGGCUGAAAUGUCAACUCUAUCUGCUCUUUUUAGGGAGGGCCAUGGCAAGUUAACCGUCUUUGUUGUGAAAAUGGUCCUAGGCACCAUCUGUGGUGGGAAAAUUCUGGAUAAAUUAAGAUGUAAGUAACACAACAGAUACUUUUUACACUUGUAAUUGUGACAAAUGAAACAUAAACAACACAUUUUACCUGUAAUAAAUCAGCUAAUAGUCUCUGUAAAGGUCAUCCAAGUAAUGUAGUGCAUUUUAAUUUUGAACGUACAAUCGUAGCUGUCUGUAUAAUCUCUGUCAACUCAGUUUAUUGUUUCUAAAAUAAGAAACAGUACUCAGUAGCUCUUUGUGACUGGAGCAACUCAUUAUUUGCCAUCUUAAGUUUAAUGUAUAAUGUACAUAAUCUGUGGGAGCAGUUGAACAGAAAAAAAGAGGCUGCGUUUCCACUUUAUUAUAACAGUUGAUUAGAAUAACUGCUCUCCUUUGAUUUGUUUUCACAAAUAAGUGGGAUAAUUGUAUUGUGUGGCGCUGUAAUUAGCCGACUGUGGUGGCAACUGAUAAUUAGUUUGACUCAUUUGCAUUGUUCCCAGAUAUUUUUUCACAGCUAUCAGAUUCUUCUGGAUUAUUGGUGCACUCACAGUUUGACCAGUUUCUGCGGGAGGCUCUCAAAUUACCCAUGGCGGUUUUCGAGGGACCUUCUUUUGGUUACACUGAACAAGCUGCAAGAAUGUGCUUUACACAGCAGGUGAGUACAGCGCGGCUUACGUAAGCGGUAGUGUAAGUUUUCCAGCACUGACGCGGUGGAUGAUUAUGAUCUCACUCUCCUCUGUGUUUAACGUUUACAGAAAAAGGUUUCCCUCAAUACAUUCCUCGAUACAUUGAUGUCAGACCCGCCCCCUCAGUGUCUGGUGUGGUUAUCGCUCAUGCAUCGGCUCGCCAACGUAGAAAACGGUAAGUGUAAUAUUUAUAAUAUAAAAAAAAAUAAGGGGAUGUUAAGUUCAGCUUUGCAUCACAAUCUUGAGUCAUCAUCCACACUUGGUUUGGUAGAGAGAUGCAAGAAAACACACACACCUCUAGUGAAGGGAGUGGGAGACGAUGACCCAUAGGGACCUCACACCUUGUGUACGAGUGUGUGUAUGUUUGUGACGCACUCAUCUUUGCUAGUUUGUUUCAUGCUAACACAUUGUCAGCAUUCUGACAUUGUACUGCUUUGGCCAAAAAUGUAAAACCACUGCACAUCUGUCCCUAAGAUAAUGGAUAUUAAUCCUCUGGUUUUUGCAAUGUGUUAGAUGUCUGGGUUUUACAAUAGCAGCUGUUUGUGUGUAUGUGUACAUCCAUUUUGUUUGUUUGUUUGUUUGUGCGCGUGUGUUUGUGUGUCUGACCCCUCCUCUCCUCCCCGCAGUCUUUCACCCGGUCGAGUGCUCCUACUGCCAUACUGAGAGUAUGAUGGGCUUCCGCUACCGCUGCCAGCAAUGUCAUAAUUACCAGCUCUGUCAGGACUGCUUCUGGAGGGGGCAUGCCAGCGGUUCCCAUAGCAACCAGCACCAAAUGAAGGAGUAUACGUCAUGGGUAAGGAGUGGAGAGGAGAGGAGAGGAAGGGGGAGGAUGGGAGCAGGCUAACGGAGGUGUGUCUUACCGUGGACCACUCAAUGAGGCUAUUUUUUGCUCUGAUUCACGCCAAUGUAGAGAUGAUGCUGAUUGUUCCAUGCAGGUGACAUUAUUCCUCAAGUGAUUCAUGCGGAUUUAAAAAAAAGAAAUUAGCGUCUCUGUGUUCUCAGAAUUGGCUCAUCACUUGUGUGUUUUUUUUUUUUUUUCCAGAAAUCUCCUGCCAAGAAGUUAUCCCAUGCCCUCAGUAAGUCACUGAGCUGUGCAUCCAGCAGAGAGCCUCUUCACCCCAUGUUCCCUGAAAUGCCAGACAAACCUCUGAACCUCGCUCACAUUGUGUCAGUUCAUCCUCUUGUUUUUUUUCCCUUUAUAAUACUGUAAAAGAGGAAUCGAAUUAUGUAGUCCUCUCUGACUUGUUAAAAUGUUCAAUUAUUUCCCUCAGCUGAUAAUUAUCUUGUUGCUGCCUCUGUGUCUGAAGUGAUUCUAGUCAAUCUCUUAGGUCAACUGAUCAAUGAGGCUUAAUUAUAGCCUUGGGAAUGACUGCAUCCUGCAACACAGCUGCUACCGUUUCCCAAUCUUCACUGAUGCUUUCUUUUAUAGAUAAUAAAACAAAGCCUAUGCUUAGCACAUGCACUGUAGUGCUCGAACGCUCUUAAUCAAGAAUAAUUGAAAAUAGAAAACAAACUAGGAAUAGGGUCUAAACCCUGCUCUAUGUGCAAAAAUAGCCUCUUAUGGUUAAAAGUUCUUCUGAUAAAUAAGAGGGUUUCAUAACCUUUAACAGCCUACGUUUGAAGCUUAUUGCAGCCAGUUUGUGGAGCUUUAAGUGGAUUUUUAAGUAUAUUAAUUCUUAAUUCUAAGCAAAUAAAAUAUCAUUUAGUCCAAACAUCUGAUGGGGACAAAACUAGGCUGCUUUAUCAUACUUAAAAUAACAAUUCUUUUAAGGUCAAUAGAAGAAGAAGAUAUAAGAAGUACUGAUAUGUUUGAUUCAGGCUACGUUUAGCUAAUGAUAAUGUCUAUAUACUUGAUGUUUUCUAUUUUUGGUACUUUUUAAUUUCCUUGAGGGAACCUAUCUAAUCUAAUCUAUGAUAUUUUCUUGUUAUCUACAUGAAGCAUAGCGCUUGAACUGAUGGGCAAAUUAUAACAAAUUUUCAUUCCUUUCUUCUUGUUCUGUACUUUCCUCAGAGAUACGUGGUGAGUUUGCUUUGAUUAUUUAACACAUGACAAGUUGCGUCUUUGUGCACUCGGUUAUGGGCUUCAAUCCUUCAUGCUCAUGUUGUGCUUGUUAUAAUCAGUGAAGUCAAAUCCCAAUCUGUCUUACAAACUGACAACAAUGACAGUCACUAUUGUCGAAACAUUUCAACAUGUGUUAUUUGUCAUUUCAAAUAUUCAUUUCUCCACUCAUUGCAUGUUCUUAUUAUUUACUCCACCUUUCAUAACCAAUCAUAUCUGACAUUUGUGCCACCCUGAUUAAUAAACAGCAGACCUACCACUAUGGAAAAUUAGCACCGAUCCAUACUGUUAGAAGAAUAGAGGACAGAGGAGUUCAUUGUCCUCUUUAUCAUGAACUAUCCUUCUCAGUUUUGAACUAAAAGAUAUUUCCUGUUUAGGCCACCGAGACCAGUGAACUUCACCAAUGACUACGCACUCUCCCACUCCAUGCCUACAUCAGGGAACCCUUACUCCACCAAAAAGUGAGUGAAAAGCCGCAACAAUAGAUGUCCUGGAUUUCACAGCAGAUCCUUUCAGUGUGCCAAACUCCCUAAAGGCCUCAUGCCCCGCAGACUCUGUGACCCACACCACCUUUUUUUUCCCCUUUCCUUUAUUUUCCGAGCGUGUGUGUGUGUGUGUUAGUGUGUAUGAAAACAUUUGUGUAUCACUAUACUGCUUGUCUUCUGUGUGUUUUUUUCUUACGCUGAAUGUAAAAAGUUUGCCUUACAGCAGGGAAAAUGAUGUUGAGAUAAGAAAGCCUCAGACUGGGGCUGCUCCACAUCUGUUGAAAGGUAAAGGGUAAGUGCCAUAGGUGUGCCGAUGAAAGAGCCUCUGUAGCUCAAAUGCAUGCCUGAACUAAUAUAGAUGAUAACCACAGAGCAUUAGGUAGAAUGCUAACCGCCUUCUGGAAACAAUAAGUGAAUCAGCUUUCUCCAGAGGGUUGUACUUCAUGUACUUUCAAGGACGCUGGGUUAGUGUGCAUCACAAAGAUGACCAGCAGUUCUGCUUGAGUGUUUGUUACAAGCUUUUCAUGGGUAAUACUAACUUUUUCUCAUAUAAACCUGUGAAAAUUUUGCCAUUAGUUAAAAAAAAAACAUAUCCUGACUCUUUAUCAUUUAUGUGAAAACUUUACCUGUUCUGACUGAAAGAAAACCUGCAGUUGCUGAGGAAAGCAAUAACUAAGGGGACAAUUGUCUAACUUGUUCUUAACUUGAGGUUGUUGAAUAUCUGAUGCAACAUAUAAUACAAACUGAAAAGAGUGAUAAGGUGCAAAUAUUAGUAUAAAUGCAAAAACUUCUUGAAAUACCUGGAUGGCUUUUAAAAAAUGUAGCUUUGAAAACAGAUUAAAUUUGUAAUGAGUCAUACAGUCGCUGCAAACCAACAUUAUAUGAAAUAUAGUAUCAAAGUGUUUUUUUCCCUUUUACUUUUGUGUAUAUUUUUUAUGAUUCACCUUCAAAAAUAUGUUUCUUUUCAUACCAAAUACUUAAAAACAAAAGUAAAGGACAAACUGAGAACAUAGCAAAGUCUACUGCUCAGGAGUAGGUUGAUAUUGUUAUUUUUGGAAACCUUCAGCUGUCAUCCAAAAUACUCUCUUUUUUGCUUAAUGCUACACGAAAAUAUCAAGGGAACAUUUAUCAGCAGAUCAGCUUGUUUAUGUUAUUUCAGCUCCGCUGUGGAGGCACUCCUGUUUGUGCAGCACUUGAGUUAAAAGAUUAAUCUCCCCAAGAGGCAUAAUUAAGUGUCUCGUAUCAUAUUAAAUCCCAUCAUAUUGUAUUGUUUCCUAUUCUCCAGUAUCAUAUUGCAUUGUAUUAUAUCCUCUCCUACUAGCUUGUGGCUACAUGUACACAGCAGUGGCCAUCAUCUUCACGCCAAAGAUAUGCUGUUUAGGGUGUUUCUUAAAAGGCUUUUGCUGCACAUUAGCUACUUGGUCAUUAACUUGCUGGAAAGAACCAAAAUACAAGUUUUUUUCUGGGAUGUAGUAUAAAUCUUGAAAAGAGUUCAAGUGAAGAAUACAGAAUAAACUUAUUAAAGCAGUUUAAGCUAGACUAACAAUUUUUAGUUGAGAUUUUUCUGGAUUUGCUUUUCUUUAUUGUUGCCGUUUUCAGCUAUUUCAUGGUCAGAGAUUAUUCUUUAUCAAUCCCCACAAAGGAAGUAGUAAUGGCUACUAUCAGACUAUGAGGUUGUAACACAAAGACUGCUGCGCUUUAAGUCUUGAGGAGUGGAUUUUUUGAUGAAGAAUAAUCAUUUGCAAUAGUUUUAAUAGUAGAACACUGACCGAUUGAUGCUUGCAGAAUAUAAAAGUGCAUGCAGCUUUUAGACUUUUAUUUCUGGGCAUGUUCUUAACCGUGCUCUUAGCCUUCAACGGCGGUGUCUUUCCCAAACAUAAUGCGGCCUUGUUUCUCUCUAGUCACCCAUGAAUGGCAGCUUUUCAGCUGCUCCCCCCCCUCCCUCCUCCUCCUCUUCUUUUGUUGCCUUCUAUCUUUUUUUUUUCUUUGUCCCUCUAUUGUCACCUGUGUAAUGUAAUGUUUUUAUGUUUUGUGAAACCCUGCACUGUUCCAGGUUGAACUACAACCUUGAUGUUGCUGAUAGACUUGCUGACGAACAUGCUCUGAUUGGCUUCUAUGUGAAUCUACUCCAAAACAACCCCAAAACAUGGUUAGUUGGUGUGGUGCUGUGUUUGCCAAACACCAGUGGAAAAUAUGUGCUCUGUUGAACUGCUACCUCACAGUCUUUACCCUAACCCAGCUUUAUUCGCAGUGUUUCACAGCACAAUCACUUCAUGCUCUGUUUCAACAAGACAAAAGUAAAAAUUGAAUUUCUUUUCAACUUGAAACUGCAUUUUCUAUUUCUGAUUCCUCAAAACACUUUGUGAACAUAUGUAAAAAAGGUUAAAAAGUCCUAUUCGUUACAUUAAAAUGAUGAAGCUUUGACUUCUUAAAGUUAACCAUUCAUUUUAGUGCAAAGUUAUUCUGUGCUUUAAAAAUAUAUACAGAAUAACUAUUACAGUCAGCUGUGAAUGCUUUUUAUUUAUUUACUUAUUAGGUCAUUAAAAAAUAGUUAAACACUUUUCAUAGUAUAAUUUUCUUAAAUGUUUGAGAACAGGAUGGGAUUGGGUUUAAAAGAGGAUUUACUUAUCUCAGUUCUCAGUUAUUUCUCCCAUAGCUUGAUUAGCAGGGUGCAAAUGUAGUAGUACCUUUGAACAACAGCCAAACAUGGGCUUUAUACAUAUACUUCAUGUUUUUUUGUUUGUUUUGUUUUUAAAUAAGAUAACCAAACCCAAAAGUAAUUUACUGUAAAUGGGACUAUAAUUGAUCAUUCUGUCUGAUGAGUCCAAAAAUAGCUGUGACCCUAAAAGGUUAAUCUGUAAAAAUCAAAGGGCAACCUCCAGUGCUGAAAAGUGAAGCCAAUAUAGAGGUACAAGAAAACGCAUUUUAUCAAAUAGGGCUGGCUGCUGAAGUCAAACAAUCCCCACUGCGUUCCAUAUUUUCACAUCCAGUUUUGGUCUGUGUUGCCUCUUUCCAUCUUUGUACACACUGUAUGGGCGUUGAUAUUUUCAAACACAAUAGUUAUGGUAUCUCAAAGGCUAGGAGCUACACUGGGAUUUGCAUAAUAAAGGGUAUGCCCAAGCUGAAGGAAAAGUGAUUGUAAUCCACGUUCAUUGUUCAUGUUAAACUGUACUGUAGGAUGUAAAAUUGUAGCAACAGAACUUCCUUCUGAAACCAGUGAAGUCUCCCCCUACUGGCCAUUAAAAAGAAUGCAAGCUUAAGGUCAUCCCCAUAGACUGUAUAUAAGAUAUAUAUAUAUAUAUAUAUAUAUAUUCUUAUAUACAGUCUAUGGUCAUCCCACAUUGACUUCCAUUUUUACAUUAAACUGUAAGUGUACAAAACUAAUAUGAGGACUAGUUUUAUAUUACAUGGCGCAUUUUCAAGUUGUUUUAAUUAUGUCACUUACAAGCAACACCAUAACAGGGUGUCAUUAUUUUGUCUGUGCAAUAAUUGGCUUGUGUGUGUUUUAGUGGGUGUGGUAUUUUAUGUACAAUAUUGUCUAUUCUGGAUGUUUUAGCACCUUAUCAGAGCAUCGAGUGUCUUCUUAUCCGAGUGCAGUUAACUGCUUUCAUGAUAUGUGUUCCUGUACAUGUAUAACCGCUAUAUUGUGUAGUAUCAUUGAUCAGACUGUGCAAAAGGCUUUUCAGUUACAAAGUAAAUAAACCCUCCGCCUGCCUUUAUAUAACAACUCAGCUGCAUUCUUGUUUUUGUGUUUUUAUAGCAGUAAAUAAGCAUUAUUUAAGCUUCUACAAUAAAACAUAUUAAGCUUUCUAACUCUGACUUUUGAACAACUAAACUUUGACGUGAUUUUCUCCUCUGUGUGCAUCUCUUUGUAGUAACUGUUUCAUGUUGUGACUCCCAUCUCUAUUUUCCUCUUUAACAGUUUGCUGAAGAGUAGUAACCAUCAAGAUGAAGAGCACAGUCUCAUCGCCCGCUAUGCUGCCAGACUGGCUGCUGAUGCUGCGGUGAGAUAUACUGUAUACAAGAUAUUAAAGCAUGCACUGUCAUAGCAUCUUUCAGUGAUGUCUGCUGCAAAAAGGCAGUCUGACAUACACUGUGGUCGGCCUUUGGGGAUUUCAGUCUCUGUCAUUUGAAGGGAUUUACAAGUAGUGAUAAUUUUUUCACCUGACAUGUACAACGUUUACGGUUAGAUCAAGUCUUGAUGUAUAUGUGGUUUAUCUGUUCUGUUUUGUUCUCAUCCUGUGAGAUAUGAAAUAAGGUGUAGAAUGACAUCAUCCUGAGUUAAAGCCAUGUCACGUGAUGUCUCCUGCUUGGAUUUACCGACAGGCUCAGCAGCACAGGGUCCCCACAGACCUCCCUUGCUCUCUGGAUGCCAACAAGCAGCAGAGGCAGCUCAUCGCUGAGCUCGAGAGCAAAAACAGGUUAGAGAGAGCCGCUUUGUUGAUAUUGUUCAGUUUGCUUUUGUUUGUCUAUUAUUUUUAAGCUACACAAUGCAAUAUGAAUGUAAAAACAAAACAUGAAUUUAAAUAGUGUCACAUAGACAAGUUAACAUCUGCAUUUUACAUGUUUAUAAUAACUGUAACUUUAUAAAUCCUGUAUAAAUAAUACACUCAUUAAAAUCAGGUUAUGCAGGGCCAGACAAGGUCAUUAAUUUAUAUGGCAUAUUGAGUAUACCUUGCAUGAUUGCUUAAAGAAUUGGUUAAAAAAAUUGCUCGGACAAAAAAAAUCCUUUUUCAAUUAAGCUCAGAGGAUAAGGGUCAUCAAUCAAACCGGGGGGAAGGGGCUAAAGUACAGGCCACAGUGAACAGGUACAUAGGUUUUGAUGCAACUAUAGCACAUACUUAAAACCAAUCAUUGUGUCUGGAGUGCAACUUCACUAUUUUGGUGCACUUGAAACCCUUUCGUAGUCAGUAAAGCAUAAAAAUUAUCACCAAAUCAGCAUCAAUGUCUAUCAAGUUGAGCUUCUGAAUAUGUAACUUUCAAAAGGUUUUUUUAAAAACUGCUCUGCUUUUAGCUUGUAUUCAUAUACGUCUUUGCCUGUUUCAGAGAAAUCUUGCAGGAGAUCCAGCGGUUGCGCCUCCAACAUGAGGAGGCCUCCCAGCCACCACCUGACAAGGCCCAGCAUAACCCAACCCUGCUGGCUGAGCUUCGACUUCUCAGGUAAGUCUACAUACUUAAAUCCUGCACCAACAAGCCAUUUUCUCCUCUCACUAAAAGGGAAUGUAGUAAAAUCCCCUGUUGCUAACCAGUCGAGUAAAUAGCAUAUGAUGAAUUAUAAAGAUGCUCAAUAGUUUUCUUUUAAAAGGGACAUUUUAGUAUCAUCACACUGUUUAAUUUGUUCCCUCUGCUAGGCAACGCAAAGAUGAGCUUGAACAAAGAAUGUCUACUCUGCAGGAGAGUCGCAGGGAACUCAUGGUGCAGCUGGAGCAGCUAAUGAUGCUUCUCAAGGUAUUACAGAUGUGUGUUGCAUCCAUUUCACUUCACAUUGCUCGUAGACAGUUAUGAUGCCUUCAUAAUUACAAGACAAAGACAUGAUCUGUGUCCCGUGGGGAGCCAUGACGUUCAGGAUUAGCUGUGUCUGCUGUCGCUUGUAUUUUUCACUCCUAAUUUUGAGACAGAAGGUAACAGUAUCACCAGAUAGAGCGUUUACAUGCAAAAUUAAGAAAAGCUGCAGAAAACAUGUGAGAAAUUACCGCAAAUGUUCGUAAGAGGGCGCACUUAUAUAGAAAAGCUCUUUUAGGCUAAUUUAACAUUUUUAUUUUAGGAUUAAUAUAUAAACAAAGUUGGUGUUUUUUUAAUUUUUAUACGUGCUACAGUUCUGUUCCCAUUUUGGAUGAUGAAAACCACCCCUUCAUAUAAAUAUUCCACAAAACAUGAUUCAUAAUACACCCUCGAUUAGCUAUGUUAUGCACAGGUAUUUCAUGCUGUCAGACAGCCGAUUUAAGAUGCUAAAUUUAGGAUUACGCCCUAUUGCACCUCAUAAGACAACAUGCCUACUCUCCUGUAAGACGGAUAACCUUUGGUGCGAGAAUAUCUUCUACAGCGAACAAGACAGGAGUUCCUCAAAGCCUACAUAAACUGCUUACCAUAGUGGCUUAAGUGUAGAGGAUAUCAAUCUAAUUAGCCAAAAGGGAUCAAUGUUAAUCCAUUAAACCUGCAUGAGGAUGCCACAUGCUUGUCACGUCCUGGGGAAAACGCUGAUUGAAUUCUUUUGAGAGGUACUUAUGAACCAUAAAACACUGUUGUUGUUUUUUUCAGCUGGAGGAGGAGAGAAAGGCAGCUGUAAGUGUGACACUGUGGAGAAAGAGAAAAGGCACUACAGCUUGAAUUGUAUGUUUGAAAAGGAUAACUUUGCAGCUGUCAGGGGAAAACUUUGUAUCUUUCAGAUGUUGGCUUAUUUUAGGAGAUGCCACAAUCUCUGUAAUUAUGUAGUUUUUCAAAAUAAUGAAGAUGCAUUGUAUUCACAUGACAGCGAUUUCUUUUGGUUUGGUUUGUGUAAAUUAUUGCGCUGUUUGUCAGAUGAAAUAUCUCUUUUUAAAUACUCUAUUUAUUAAACAGAUAUUUUCACAUAAUAUACUGCCAUGUCAUAGCAAAUGCAUCGUCCGCAUGGGUAAAAUUUCUAGCAUGUUUCCAAUGUUUGUUACUCACAAGCAUGCCGUGGUUUUCUUCUGGGACAAAUUUGCUUCUCUGUUGACUUCAAAAAAAUAUCUAACCGGGAUGUUUGUAGCUGUUUUUUGGAGUCUGAGUUCUUUGCUGUGUUUUGAGCUGAAAAUGAAAGGUCUUACUUGUUGCACAGCUGUUGGAGGAUUUGCUUUGAUGGGAAACCCUUUUAUCCAGAAUAUAUUUUCUGCUUCAGCUUGCUCUGUUAACAAUGCCAGCACAAGGGCACUUGUUAACGUUCGAGCUGUCUGUAUGUGUUGCAGACUCAGGGUCCCGGCUCUCCGCGCUCUUCCCCCAGCCACACCAUCAGCCGGCCGAUCCCCACACCAAUCCAGUCUAACUCUGCUGUCACAACCCCAACGCACACACCUCAGGACUCACUGAUGGGCGUGGGUGGAGACGUUCAGGAGGCCUUUGCUCAGGGUAACAUAGUUGUUUAAUUAAAGACAGAGUGCGCAAACUAUGCUUGGAAUUUAUGUUUAAUUCAAAGCUACUUUUUGGCACAUUUCGAAAGGUCCAAGACGAAAUUUGAGAAACGACUUGCUCAUUGCUGCCGACUCCAUCACCAACACAAUGUCAUCGCUGGUUAAAGAGCUCAAUUCAGGUGAAAAAAUGAAAGAAAAGCAUGUGUUUGCUCUCCUACUUUUGUACAUGAGAACUGCUUUAAGCUGUUUUUUUGUUCCACAGAAGGGGGCAGUGAGACUGAAAGCAUUGUGGAUUCAGACUUUGGACGUGGUGAUUUACUGGCCACAAACUCAUCAGACCCCCUCUUCACAUUCAAACCAAGGUACUUCUGUAAAAAACUGUAGGGAAUUGACUUCAACAUUUUCAUAUGGCCAAAAAUCUGGCUUUUACCCCUCUAGUUCUGCCGUUACUACAAAAAAGAAAAAAAUUAAAUCCUACAUUUCCAGUAGAAAAUUCUGUGAGGAUAUAAAAACUAAAGACAACAAAAACUUAAUUAUGAAAACAACAGGGAAAAGCAAAGCAAGCUCAGUUGGCAAAAAUCAAAUACAAGGAUGUUCUAAAAGAUAUGCUUCAAGUGAUGUAGACAUUGUUAUAAUGUCAGGAAACAGUUUUUAUGCUUUUUGGAUGUUACAAACUGAGCCCUGAGUGAAUCUCAGCUUUCAAUAUAAACUCAGGUGAAGCAGCUUACUUUAUAUAAAUAUAUAUUUAGGAAUGUUGGAGAAAGCUACGAGAAAGAAUCUAAGUGGGCCUUGCUGGAGAGAUUCUCAGGUCAUAAUAGGAAAUGCGUCUGUGGCCUUGCUACAAAAAUUCUUUUAAACCUCAGUCUCAGCCAGUCAUCUUAUUUUGGAUAAACAAGGGUACUUGGGUCUUGGUUUUAUCAUUGUAUCAUUGCAGUUGGGCAAGAAUCUCAAAUUUUACAUAUUUCAACUGUUAAAAUUACAGUUCUUAAUGUAGUGUUGAUUAUUUUCUCUCUCUUGUUGUAAACUCUUGAACCCAUAUCUUUAAUUAUUAUUUAUUUAACUCGUUUUUUUAUUUCUUUAAUGCUAACUGCCAAGCUCCCUCAGAUUAAAUGUGUAAAAAUACAUCCCCAAAAUGUAUAUUGAGGAUUUAAAUUCAUAGAUAAUGACCAUGAUGAAACCUUGUCCUUUACAAGAGCUGGUAUGGCAAAGACUUCAUAUACAAGACUUUUACAUUUCUGUAAUCCCAUGAUUUAAGUGUAAUACUGUUCGAAGAGCUUAAAGGUCACAUUUGGUCACAGUACCUUCAGUUUUCAGUACCAACACUGAUUUUUCAUCCUAUUCGAAAAUGCCUGCUGUCUGUCCAAGGAGUUCCAGCGCCGCAGAGGAGAGCUUUGAGAAUGAUCUGGAGCAGCAGCUGGAGGACGAGCUCAAGCUGGAGGAGCUGAUGAAGCACAGACAGGAACCAGACAAAACGUGCAUGGUUAGUUCAAGUUUCCAUCAUAGCACUGAAGGAGAAGGAGAAUAUUGUGUAUUUAAACACUCGUCUGAUUCUAACAGGAUCUCUAUUUUGACUUUAUUUUUUUACUUAGGUGACUCUGCAGCAGUAG
Molecule: messenger RNA, 13112 nt
Organism: Xyrichtys novacula (pearly razorfish)
Lineage: Eukaryota; Metazoa; Chordata; Actinopteri; Labriformes; Labridae
Source: the annotation of a GenBank genome assembly